CUAUGCAAUUAUUCCAUUUCUAUCAUGAAAGUUUCAUCUCAAAAAAAGUUUGCAUUAUCAAUAUUUCCUUUAUUUUUGGGGAUUUAUUUGGUUUUGGUCAAUUUAAAUUGUGUAGAAAUGUCUGCAAGUGAAGCAUUUACAACGAACGAAAUCGUUCCAGACAUUUUGGAUGAUGGUCCAAAGGAAUUACUUAAAGUUUCUUAUAGUUCAGGCAUAAAAUUAGAAAUCGGAACCGAAUUGACACCGACUCAAGUGAAAGAUCAACCAAAUAUUGAGUAUGAAGGAGAUAACGAUGCUUUUUAUACAUUAUUGUUGACUGAUCCAGAUGCACCGACCAGAACGGAACCGAAAGUUCGAGAAGUUCGACAUUGGCUGGUUGUGAAUAUUCCAGGAAAUAAAGUCAAUGAAGGUGAAACUAAAUGGUCAUAUAUUGGAUCUGGACCACCGAAAGGAACUAAUCUUCAUCGUUAUGUCUUUCUGCUUUUUAAACAAGCUAAUGGCAAGCAAGACUUUGAUUUACCAACUGUGCCUAAUACAUCUCGUGAUGGACGCCUUAAUACUAAUACCCGUGAAUUAAUUAAGAAAUAUAAUCUUGAAUUAGUUGCUGGAAACUUUUAUCAGGCUCAAUUUGACGAUUAUGUUCCAAUUUUGCAGGCUCAACUCGGUGGUCCACCGAAAAUCAAUUAA
Molecule: messenger RNA, 687 nt
Organism: Chironomus riparius
Lineage: Eukaryota; Metazoa; Arthropoda; Insecta; Diptera; Chironomidae
Source: the annotation of a GenBank genome assembly